This is a messenger RNA of Cyprinus carpio (common carp), 2646 nucleotides long. RefSeq names its product amyloid beta precursor protein binding family B member 2-like. Lineage: Eukaryota; Metazoa; Chordata; Actinopteri; Cypriniformes; Cyprinidae. Gene Ontology annotation, biological process: regulation of DNA-templated transcription. Gene Ontology annotation, cellular component: nucleus; cytoplasm. The record is from RefSeq and is a predicted model, not a curated record. Gene Ontology annotation, molecular function: transcription factor binding; amyloid-beta binding.
GGGCGCAUGCGCAGAGAGGCGCGCAUACUGUACGCGGUGCGGAGAGCAGAGGAGCGGUCUCAGAUUGCGGGCGUCUGGGCUUUAAAAGCGGGCGUCUCCUCGCGGCUCCGCAUCAGCAUCUUCCGGCGAGAGAACAGCGGAGCAAGCUGACGAUUAAUCAUUUGCGAUGAUGUCACUGCAGAAGCCUCCCCUCAGACGCAGCGCAUCGACCGUAGAAUCGACCAAUCACAGCGGGCCUAUAUUGACUCCGCCCACCUCGCUCAACUUACGCUCCUCCCACAACCAGCAGCUGAGCUGCGACACCAUAAAGGAGGGCGUGGUCGCCGUUUCCAAGGAAACACAGAGCUCGAAAAGUCGACAGAAGUAUGCGCUGACCAAUAUCCAAAAUGCAAUGGGUUUAAGCCAAAGCCCCGCCCCUUUGACCCAAAGCCAUGCCUCCUCUGACCGAAAACCCGCCCACCCCACGAAAUCCGCCUCGUCCUCAUCCCUCUACUGCUCCUCGCUCUCCUUCUCCACCUCCAAUCCCAAACUGGCCAAAAACGGCACGAACCUUCAGCUCAAAGAGGAGCAGCUGGACCUCAACAAGAACGACAGGAACCUGGUGAGGAGCAGCUGGGAUUGGCUGGAGGGGAAGGACAACCAGAAGAACCCCACCAUCAGGAGGAGGACCAAGAGCUUUCUAGAGUACCAUCGAGAAGAGGAGGUGCCGACCAGCCCGAAUAAAGACACGCAGCCCGAGGAGAAACACCUCCUGCCCAAACUAGAGGCGCAGACGUGGGCGAAAGAGAACCACGUGGAGGUGCACCUCACCCUCCCCCAGAACCACCUGCUCCUGCUGGCCAGCGAGGAAGAGGAGGAGGAGGAGGAGAGUCCUGGAGAGACGCUGGAGGUUCACGAACACUCGCUCCGGCCCAAUAACGAGCGCAUCAGCCGCAUCAGAGACGGGUCUCUGCUGAGGAGUCCGUUACGCCUGAAGCUGAGAGGAGAUGAGCCGGAGGAGUCGCCCGAACGCCCGGCCAGACCCGAGAAACAGGAGGAGGAGGAGGACUCCAGCUGGACCACGCUGUCACAGGAGAGCCCGUCUGUGGAGACGCCUCAGGACACAGGUGUUUGGGAAGAGCCUCCUCAGGUUCAGGACGUGUCUCAGGAGUGUUUCUGGCGUGUUUCAGCCGAUUCCACUCCGCGAGAUCAGUCUGUGUCUGGCGAUGCCCACUCUGACCAGGAGGCGGAGCCGAGGCUGAAGGGGGCGUGUCUUCCUGUGCCCUGCACUAAAGCACAGACUGAGAGGCCCAGCAGCAUCGUGUCGGACAGCUCUGUUGAACCCGUUCCUUCAUCAGCAGCCUCUUCACCCUCCUCUUCCUCGCUGUGCUAUGAGGCGAUGGGCCGCGCCGCCGGGCUCCUCAACAACAACUACCUGGACCUGACAGAGACAUGCGAGUCCCGCGAGAGAGAGCGACAGAUGAGCCGAGUGAGUCUGGGAGCUCAGGGCGGCCCGUACAGCUUCAUCAACCACAGAGCUAAAGUCCCAUCAGCCCCCGCAGACACCGUCAUCCCCAUCAACGACCCGGAGACGCAGGUGUUUGCGGUGUGUUAUCUGGGCUGGCUGGAGGUGCGAGACGCAGAUGUGCGGUCCGUGAGGAGCGGCGCGGUGUUGAGCGACUGCAUCCAGCAGCUGCAGCAGCGCAGAGAGACGCAGAGGCCGAGGACUCAAGCCAUGCUGCUGGUGCUGCAGGACAUCACUCUGACCCUCAUCGACCCCGCUGACCACACCCUCCUGCACUCUCAGCCAAUCAGCUGCAUCCGCGUCUGGGGAGUGGGGCGGGGCUUCAGCAGGGAUUUUGCGUAUGUGGCCCGUGACGAGAACACGCGUGUGUUGAAAUGCCACGUGUUUCAAUGUGACAGUCCCGCGGAAAGCAUCGCCAGCAGCCUGAAGCAGAUCUGCUCGAAGAUUAUGGCUGAUCGCAGGAGCGCCGGCUCCGUCGCUGGCUCCUCGUCUCAGAUCAGCUCUGAUGUUCCUCUGAGAGUAGAGUUUCCAACACCAAAGACUGACCUGCAACACAGUUUCCACGUGCUUUACCUGGGAACGACGACAGUAGUGCGGCCUAUAGGAAUGGACAUGAUUAAUGGAGCAAUAGACAGUCUGAUGUCCUCCGCAGGGAAAGAGGACUGGACCCCCGUCCUGCUCAAUGUCGCUGACGCCACCAUUUCUGUCAUCAAAGAAAAGGAAGAAGAGGAGGAAGUCAUAGUGGAGUGCCGCGUGCGCUUCCUGUCCUUCAUGGGCGUGGGGCGUGAUGUCCAUACGUUUGCGUUCAUCAUGGACACGGGAAACCAGCACUUCCAGUGUCACGUGUUCUGGUGCGAACCCAACGCGGGGAGCGUGUCGGAGGCCGUGCAGUCGGCCUGUGUGUUGCGGUAUCAGAAGUGUCUGGGGAAGUCCGACUCCUUGACUCCGCCCCCUACUGACUCCGUCACCCGCCGCGUAACGUCCAGCGUCAAGCGCGGCGUCCAAUCAAUUAUAGACACUCUGAAAAAGAAGCCCGCCCCCGAGGUUCCCCACCAAUGACGGAGCAGAACGGCUGUGAUUGACAGCAGGGGUGUGUGUGUAUUUACUGAUGCAAACGAGAAGAGAAACACAGGCCAACAUAA